AUGAAGGCUGCGCCGAAGCUAGCGUGUCAAUAUGAUUUUGACCACUACAUGUGCCACGUUGGAACUGGUGAAGAAACCUCUCAAACAUUUUAUUACAUCAAAGAAGUUGUGCUUCUGUGGAGAAAGUUCAGGAAAAGCAAGAGAAUUAUCAUGGUUCUUUUUCCAUCUUUUGUGAAUGGAUUGGCGAGAACCGUGUCAAUCAAGAAAGAGAAGAAUUGUAAAAAGGAAGAUGGAAGGAAAGCUGCGGAAGAACUGGCAAAGGAAGCAAGGAAGAAUGAAUUGUUACUGAGUUCAUCUGGAGUUGUUAAGUCGACCAAGGCCAACAAUUUCGUUUCCGUGUUCACUAAUAAGGGUCAGAAAGGAGUCAAUCAGGAUCGUCUUCUAGUUUGGGAGGAAUUUGGAUGCCAACAAGACAUGAUGUUCUGUGGAGUUUUUGAUGGGCAUGGCCCUUGGGGACACUUUGUAGCCAGAAGGGUCAGGAAACUACUGCCAGCCUUUUUGCUCUGCAAUUGGCAGGAAAACCUGGCUGCGACAUCACUUGACCUAGAUUUCCAGAUGGAAGCAGACAAACAUAUCCAUGGAUUGGACAUGUGGAAGCACUCCUACACCAAGACUUGUGCUGCUGUUGAUCAGGAUCUGAAGAAGCAAACUGGGUUUGAUUCCUUUCUUAGUGGCACGACAGCAUUGACAAUUAUCAAACAGGGUGAAGAUCUUAUUAUAGCAAACAUAGGUGAUUCUAGGGCUGUCUUGGCAACCACCGCAGAGGAUGGCACAUUAACUCCACAUCAGCUUACCACUGACUUCAAGCCAAAUUUACCACAGGAAGCUGAACGCAUAACGCAGUGUAGAGGGCGGGUAUUUAGUUUGGAAGAUGAACCAGGAGUGUACAGGGUGUGGAUGCCAAACGGUAAAACACCAGGACUAGCAAUAUCUAGAGCCUUUGGAGACCACUGCAUGAAGGACUUUGGACUAAUCUCUGCACCAGAUGUCACACACACCCAACUUACCACCAGGGAUCACUUUGUCAUCUUGGCAACUGAUGGGGUAUGGGAUGUCAUAUCCAACCAGGAAGCAGUGACGGUUGUUUCUGCAACGCCACAUAAAGAAAAAGCAGCUCAAAGGCUCGUGAAAUUUGCCAUACAUGAAUGGAAACGGAAGAAAAGUGGCAUUGCUAUGGAUGACAUGUCAGCUAUUUGCCUCUUUUUUCACUCUUCCCCUUCCCAUCAACUCCCAGCCAUUAAGAUUGUUGAUUAA
Messenger RNA from Sphenostylis stenocarpa, 1254 nucleotides. Lineage: Eukaryota; Viridiplantae; Streptophyta; Magnoliopsida; Fabales; Fabaceae. The record is from the annotation of a GenBank genome assembly.